AUGCCCAAAAUCGUACAACGUCGAGCAAAGAGAAGUAUACCAGAUAACGAUAAAGAUGAUAAAUAUUGGGAAAAAAGGAAACGGAACAACAUGGCAGCAAAACGUUCUAGAGAAUGCAAGCGGCAAGCUGAAUCAGAUGUUAGAAAUAAGGUUUCUUUUCUUGAAGAAGAAAAUGCAUUACUCCGUAAAGAAAUAAGC
Lottia gigantea (owl limpet) is the source of this 198-nucleotide messenger RNA. RefSeq lists its product as hypothetical. NCBI's taxonomy places the organism in Eukaryota, Metazoa, Mollusca, Gastropoda, Lottiidae. The annotation marks the transcript as partial. The transcript has a single exon. Gene Ontology annotation, cellular component: nucleus. Gene Ontology annotation, molecular function: RNA polymerase II cis-regulatory region sequence-specific DNA binding; DNA-binding transcription factor activity, RNA polymerase II-specific. The record is from RefSeq and is a predicted model, not a curated record. Gene Ontology annotation, biological process: regulation of transcription by RNA polymerase II.